This is a messenger RNA of Cuscuta europaea, 1001 nucleotides long. Lineage: Eukaryota; Viridiplantae; Streptophyta; Magnoliopsida; Solanales; Convolvulaceae. The record is from the annotation of a GenBank genome assembly.
AUCGAGAUUGCUUGCAAGGUUCAACUUAAAGACACAUACUAAUAACAUGAAGAAGAUCAAUGGCUCAAAUACCCCCCUCCCCCCUUCCCCUCUUCAUGACUUAUCUACUAACAGGAGAGGGUCUCCCUUCCGCUCUUCAUGACUUCUCUACUAACAGAAGAGGAUUUGGGUGCAGACCAUCUAUGGCGGCCGAGGUUGAAAAGUGGCGGGGAAAAAGAGUAUACAGAGAGGUGGUUAAGUGAAUUUAAGGUCAAAUGUGCAUUCCCUAUAAAUUUCCCAACAGGAUUCAAAAAAGGAGCAGGGUUUAAGGAGAAAUUGAACAAUUGGCAACGAAUCUCAUACAUAAAGCCAUAUGAGAAAACGAACAUAGUUAAUGUUCGUAGUUGUGGAGGAGUAGAGAGGUAUGAGAAGAGAGCCGUGGGAAUCAUUCACGAACUCUUGAGUUUAACCGUAGAGAAGAUGGUUCGAGUUGAACGGUUAGCUCAUUUUCGAAAGGAUCUAGGAAUUGAAGUGAAUAUCCGCGAGUUGUUUGAUUCUCAAAUAGUUUAUCUGAGAGAAGCAUAUGACAGUAAAGGAUGUUUGAUUGAGCCAAACAGAAUUUACAAUGUUAGAAAAAAAGUUGGAGGUAAUCUUACUGGGAAGCCGAAAUACUAGAGGAUUGAACUUGGAAAGGGAAGUACAUGAGAAAGAAACAAGGAUUGUCAAAGGGGAUGAAAACAAAAGUAGCAAGGUAGAUGGUGACUUUGUCAUUUCAAUUCUAGAGAAGUGUUGAUUAUAAAUUGAUAAAUUAGUAAUCUAAAGAAGUGUUGAUCUAUUUAGUUCUUCUACAAGAACGAAUACAUCCGUUUUAUUUUUUAUUUGUCUAUUGCAUAAAUGUAAGUUUACUGUGUUUCUUUCUCAUCUUCAUCUCCACUCUAAGCUCAAAUGUACCAUUCACUAUGUUUGGAGUUACCGAUGUAAAGUUUAAAAUAAUAUACAUUGAACGGCUUCAUCUUUAUAUA